AUGGUCGAAUCAGCUAAGCUGUGGUCCACGGACCUUGGCCUGCCGGCUGACUGCGUCGAGUUCUGUCCAGUUAGACCCGAAUUGUUCGUCGUUGGGAUGUACAAGUUGGAUGAAGAGGCAGGCGAGCGUCACGGUGCCUUGACUACCUUUCAGUGGCAUGGAGGAGCAGACGUGCAGCUGUUGUGCCACUCUGGCUCCUUGCCGGGAGCGCUCGAUGUCAAGUGGAGGGACGACAUACUGGCAGGUGCCUUCUCCGAUGGCUCAGUGCGGCUAUGCCAGCUGCGGAAGGAACGGCUGGAACCAGAGGCUUCGUGUCAGGCCGCAAACUGCCUGGCACUGGCUGUGGCUUGGGCACCGGGGGGAGACAAAUUGGCUGUAAGCUGCUCCAACGGGUCUGUUUCGAUACUGAGCUGUGGAUCAGCUUCCUUGGAGUCCACGGCGGAGAUCCAGUGCCACAACUUUGAAGCUUGGACGGUUGCGUGGGAUGCUGCACAGCCGCACGUCUUUUACACUGGAGGUGAUGACUGCCGAUUCUGCUGCUGGGACGAGCGGAGCCCUGCGCAGGCUGUCCGUACCUUGCGCAGGCACACCAUGGGAGUGACAGCCAUCGCGCCACAUCCCAGCCAGGAUCACGUGCUGGCGUCGGGCAGCUAUGACGAGCAAGUACUGCUGUGGGAUACACGGAGCUUCUCCAAGCCUUUGGCCGAGGGCCAGGCAGGGGGCGGUGUCUGGCGGCUUCGCUGGAGAACGGGCCCCCCGCAUCAGCAGCAGUUGCUGGCUGUUGCUGCAAUGCAUGGAGGAGCGUGUGUGCUUGCCUACAGCUCUGCAGAUGUCCUGCAGCGUGUGUGCACUUUCGACGGCCACCAGUCCAUGGUGUACGGCAUCGACUGGGCAGGCGAGGACACCCUGGCGUCAUGCUCCUUCUACGACAAGCAUCUGGCGCUGUGGCGGCAUGACAACCUCCGGGAAUCGUAGCUGUGCCACAAAUUAUGCAGCAUUACAAGAUUAGGAAGAGCAGCCAAUUCACCGCAAGCUGCCUGAGCAGAACAUUAUUGCGUUUUUGUAUUUCUCUUCCAUUUUUUAUUAUUUUUUUUUUAUGCCUCUGCUGACAUGGCAGGGACUGGCAGAGGCAGCUAUUUUCAAGCUAUCACUUUCGGGGAUACGAUCACUUUCGCAAGGUUUCACGUGACAUGGCACCGGGCACAUUACAGCUGACGGCGUUCCUGGUACCAGACAAAGACAGCGAGUUAGGCACAGUACCAGAAAUGCUGCCAGCCGUACAAGCCAACAUGUCCAGUGCCAAGUCACACAAAAUCUCACGAAAGUGAAAGUGACCGCUUGAGAAUACCACCCCAAUGGUCUCUGAGUCACUGCCACACUCUCUCUGAAAUUUGCCUUAAAAUAAAAUGUACUUAGCAGAAGCAAAAACACCUUGUAUAGAUAAAAAAAAAGUGCCCUUGUUCCUCUAUCAUUGUUAAAUGUAUGCCUUAUUUAUUACUGCUGGAUUGCAAAACAGGGACCAAGCAGGCAAGCUACUGCCAAUAGGUCACUCCACGAAGUAAAUGGUGGCACAAACCUCUCAGCGAAAUGAAAAACAUAAAGCAAGCAAAGUGUCAUGUUUUGUAAAACCAAUGCUGCUGCUGUGGUGUUUGCGCCUUUGGUGAAACAUACACUUAGGGUUGCCAACUAUCCCAAAUUUGGUGGGACCAGUCCCAACUUUUUGAGUAAAGGUAACAGACUUGUUGAAUAGCAUUCAAUAAACAGGAUUUCCUUUUUAU
Molecule: messenger RNA, 1778 nt
Organism: Dermacentor silvarum
Lineage: Eukaryota; Metazoa; Arthropoda; Arachnida; Ixodida; Ixodidae
Product: diphthine methyltransferase
Exons: 7
Coding region: 1-975 (324 amino acids)
Molecular function (GO): protein binding
Source: RefSeq, a predicted model, not a curated record